AUGACUUAUGAAGAGUAUGAGAAACAUAUUGAGGCUCUGUCUACAUCAAGUUUAUUAGUCAUGGAGAGACGACCACAGGACUGCUGGGUUAAUGGCUACAAUCCAAUGUUAAGAGCUUGGAAUGCAAACAUGGACAUACAGUUCAUUCUGAACCCCUACAGCUGUAUCAUGUACAUGCUCUCGUACAUUUCAAAAGCUGAACAUGAGAUGAGUGAUUACCUAAAGAGAGUGAUAAAAGACUCAAGCCAUGAUAACCUGUCUGAUCGUGAGUGCAUGAAGCAGGUCAUGAAUGCCUAUUCAAAGAACAGAGAAGUCAGUGCUCAAGAGGCAGUCGCUCGCACAUGCAGUCUGAAACUGAAAUCAUCAUCACGUUCUGUCAUUUUCAUACCCACUGAUGACAAUGCUGUAAAGAUGAGUUUACCAAUGAGGUACUUGCAGACCAUGGAUGAUGACGUAGAGAAUGUGUGGAUGACAGGAUUGCCAGACAAGUACAAGGCCAGACCAAACAGACCUGAAUUUGAGAACAUGUGCAUGGCUGAAUUUGCAAGUGAAUACCGCAUUGUUUAUGGAGGACAGACAAAAGGUAAAAAUGUUUUGCCACUUCAAAAAAAUAUGGGACACAUACAGAAAAGAACAAGGGGAAAGCCUGCUGUUAUUAGAUUUGCUCGUUUUUCACAGCAGAAAACCCCAGAAAAAUUCUAUGGAACUCUAGUAAAGCUUUACCUACCAUAUCGCAGAGAUGAACAGCUGAAGUCCACAAGAUUCCCGACAUAUGAAUCAUUUUAUGCAUUUGCUUCAGUAAAACUACCAGGCACUGAUGAACUGCAACGUGUGUUCAACAUUGUAAAUGAAAACCGUGAGAAAUAUGAAAAACAUAAUGAGGCUAUAGAAAAGGCAAUUGAGGAUUUUGAACAGAAUGGGCCAAUUGAAGAUGCAUGGACUACACUGGCACCUGCAAAUGAACUGAUCAGAUUGGAAAGCAUUAUGGAGCGCGAACCCACUGAUCCUAAUGAAGUGAAUGAGCAAGAAGACAUUCCUGAAUACACAGCAUCUACCUCUGUGCCACCACUUGGAAGAGCAAAACCACUCUGUGUGUAUGAGGACCAUGUGCUGGACUUCUGGAAAGAUAAUUUUCAGAUGAUAACACUGACACAGAUAAUGAGGCAGAGAGAUGAUCUUGCAUAUGCUGAGCUUCUCAACCGUCUCAGGGUGAAACAGAAGCACGCAAAACUGACUGAUGCAGACAAGUGCAUGCUAGAAGCGGUCAUAAGAUCCUCCCCUGAAGAGUGUCCUAUUGAUGCAUUACACAUCUAUGCAACCAAUAAAGAGAAUGUUACUGACCUGGAAUAUUUGGUUAUGAAGAUAAAAGCCCCCAAACAAGCACUUCUUGCAGUGAUCUACAGACCACCCAGUUAUAAUUUAGCAGACUUUUUGGCAAACCUGAAUGCCCUCUUGACAUCUCUGGAGAUCAUGGAUUUCAAGCCCAUCAUAGUGUGUGGAGACUUCAAUGAAGAUCAGCUGUCUCAUCACAACAAACCUAUUCUCAAUUUGUUUGAAGAUAAAGGAUACACGUAG
Messenger RNA from Sinocyclocheilus anshuiensis, 1575 nucleotides. RefSeq lists its product as uncharacterized. NCBI's taxonomy places the organism in Eukaryota, Metazoa, Chordata, Actinopteri, Cypriniformes, Cyprinidae. The transcript has 3 exons. The coding region runs from base 1 to 1575 and encodes 524 amino acids. The record is from RefSeq and is a predicted model, not a curated record.